Messenger RNA from Stegostoma tigrinum, 550 nucleotides. RefSeq names its product fatty acid-binding protein, liver-like. Gene Ontology annotation, cellular component: nucleus; cytosol. The transcript has 4 exons. The coding region runs from base 89 to 475 and encodes 128 amino acids. Gene Ontology annotation, biological process: fatty acid transport. Gene Ontology annotation, molecular function: fatty acid binding. NCBI's taxonomy places the organism in Eukaryota, Metazoa, Chordata, Chondrichthyes, Orectolobiformes, Stegostomatidae. The record is from RefSeq and is a predicted model, not a curated record.
CAGCUGAAGAAAUCCCUAUAAAGCAAGGCAGCAGAGUGGAGAAAGGCUUUCUCAUCUUGUUGGGUUACACAGAGAGAAUUUCCCCACAAUGGCCUUCAACGGACAUUAUGAACUACAGAGCCAGGAGAAUUUUGCACCGUUUAUGAAAGCUAUUGGACUCUCAGACGAUUUGAUUGAAAAAGGGAAGGACAGAAAAAGCACUUCAGAAAUUGUCGAAACUGGAGACCACUUUAAAAUCACCGUCACAACGGGCAGUCAAGUGCUGGUUAAUGAGUUUACAAUUGGAAAGGAGACUGAAAUAGAAUCUCCCACAGGAGAAAAAAUUAAGGCCGUAAUUAACCGUGAUGGGAAAAAUAAACUUAUCGCCAAGAUACAAAACAUUACCUCAGUUACAGAGAUCAUUGGAGACCAACUAACAAAUACCAUGACUAUUGGAGAUAUCUUCUACAAAAGAAUCAGCAAGAGGAUCAGCUGAGGCCAUUGCAGGACACCAUGUAGCAAAUUGUAUCACAUUGUAUAGUAUUACAAUAAAACCUGUGUUCCUGUCUGA